Messenger RNA from Cyanidioschyzon merolae strain 10D, 1917 nucleotides. Its product is annotated as GIN4-like protein kinase. Gene Ontology annotation, biological process: protein phosphorylation; intracellular signal transduction; microtubule cytoskeleton organization. The record is from RefSeq and is a predicted model, not a curated record. Gene Ontology annotation, cellular component: cytoplasm. NCBI's taxonomy places the organism in Eukaryota, Rhodophyta, Bangiophyceae, Cyanidiales, Cyanidiaceae. Bases 1 to 1917 code for a protein of 638 amino acids. The transcript has a single exon. Gene Ontology annotation, molecular function: protein serine/threonine kinase activity; tau-protein kinase activity; ATP binding.
AUGUCGAGUUCAUCUGCAGAGCUUUUUGUGCGGGAUCAGGCUGAGGAAGAUGGUGCCUCGUCCCAGGGCGCGAAUGUGGCUACGCGCUCGAUUCCAAGGGCGCACGCCGGCAUGAGCCUCGGCCCUAUGAUCGGACCCUACAGCCUUGGCCGAACACUGGGCGUCGGCUCUACUGGCAAAGUUAAGCUGGGUGUUCACGUGGAAACUGGUGAACUAGUUGCAAUAAAAGUGAUCCGAAAAGAGUUCAUUGAGCGAAAGGAGUCGCUAAAGAAGAAGAUGCAGCGCGAGAUCGCUGUUAUGAAACUGUGCGACCAUCCUAAUGUGCUGCGCCUGCUCGAAGUCUUUGAAACGAAUACGCACCUUUUCCUGGUAACAGAGUACGCGGACGGUGGCGAGCUCUUCGACUAUCUGGUCAAGCGAGGGAGCCUCGAACCAGACGAGGCGCGGCUAUUUUUUCGUCAGAUAAUCGAGGGCGUCGACUACUGUCACCAGCGAUACAUCGUUCACCGUGACUUGAAACCAGAGAACCUCUUGCUGGAUAAGGAACAUCGAAUCAAAAUAGCUGAUUUUGGGAUGGCAAGUAUGCUGCCGCCGGGGAGUAUGCUGGAAACAAGUUGCGGGUCGCCUCAUUACGCCGCACCGGAGAUUAUCAGUGGUGAAAUGUACAGUGGUUUUGAAAGCGAUGUCUGGAGUUGCGGUGUGAUUCUGUACGCGCUGGUUACGGGUAAGUUGCCAUUCGAUGAUGAUAAUCUGCAGAGGUUGCUGCAAAAAGUGAGAUGUGGGCUAUACCAUCUGCCGAGUUAUCUGCCUCCUCAGCUCCGCUCUCUGAUCCACUGCAUGCUCACAGUGGACCCGAAGCGGCGAAUUACCGUCGAAGGCAUCAAAGCGCAUCCCUGGUAUCUGGGGAAGGGCGAGAAAGGUAGCGGACCACAUCACUCGCAAUCGACCGCAAGCGAUGGGGCAACAGCUGAAGGCGCUGACGCCAGGGAAUCGAGAACCAUACCGCAGUCGCUGGAACCAGCGGCGCCGUUGUAUCGAGAGCCGGUGCUGGAUCCAGUUCCUGCGAUCCUGCAGUCUUUAGUUGAUCUCGGUUGGGGUGAUUCGGACUCUUUGCGAGCGAUUCUAGCGAGUGAGCAACCGAGUUUAGAGCGUGUCUUCUACCGGCAGCUCGAAAUUCGCGAGCGCGAGAUGAAACAACAAUCUGCGAAUGAUAGCGACGAGGGCGAAAGCGGAACUCCGAGCCCGCGCGCUGGAAGUGCAGCUGAGAAAGCCGCGGAUAUGUCAUCGGCAAUAGCUGCAUUAUCGAACGCAGAAGCGACGUCAGCGGUACGGACGCGAACGCGCCGACCGCAAUGGUUUCCACCAGAGUGGUCGAAUGCAACCGAUGUGCCUGCUGGUGCUGGUGGUGGUGGUGGUGGUGGUGCUCCUGUUCAAGCCGCUGAUCAGACCAAUGACAUACAGCAUCGGCUCGCGCAAACGCACAUCGGAGCUGAGGACGCAACCAAGGCAGCAGCGUCCACCGAGGCGGGCAAUGCCGGUGUCCUUUGGGAGCGUCCGACAGUUGCCUCUGCGCCGCAGCGCAUUCCGCGCGGUACUGGAACGCAUCACGGGGCGCACGAGAAGGAGAGCAUAUCGGGUGACACUGGGGAGCAGCCAUCGGAUGGUGCUGAAGCCCAGAAUGCUGACGAGGACAUGUUCCUGGCCGACCUGUCAGGUCCGAAGAAGAAUUGGUUCGAUAGCCUCGGUCGCUACUUCUACUCGCGCCAGCGACGUCGCAGCCGAGGUCCCCCGUCGUCUCACUCGCAGAGCACGGACCAGACACCGAAAAACCCUACAACUUCAAGUAGCGAUAACGGGAGCACGGCGACUGAGCAGAGUGCGGAUACGCCCGUCAGCGCAGCGCACCUCUCAUCCUAG